Auanema sp. JU1783 is the source of this 1887-nucleotide messenger RNA. Lineage: Eukaryota; Metazoa; Nematoda; Chromadorea; Rhabditida; Rhabditidae. The record is from the annotation of a GenBank genome assembly.
AUGAAUUGUCUUUUUAAGAUCAUAAGCGUUUUCAUUGUCCUAAGCUUAGCUUACUGCUAUCCUCACGAAGAUGUGUCAGAUGAACAAUCCACACAAUCGAUUGAUGAACGGCUGUCGGCAACACGAAGAGUUUUAAUCAGUAGACUAGAUGAUUGUACGUCUUGGAUGAGCGACAUCGAUGAAGAGAAAAGAGAUGCUCUCCAGAACUUUCUAAUCAAAGGAAAUUUUAACCAGUUCAGGGAUUUGGCUAUCAAAGUUGCACGAGAAAUAUCAAAAUCCGAUGAUGAGGAUUGUUUGAAGAGCGCUCAGUUUCUGAUCAAGAAGUACAACAGGCUUUUGGAUUCCAAGAAAAGAUAUUUGGGAAGUGAAGAUGCUAUUCACAUCGAAGAGUUAUUAUCUCCGAGACAGCUCAACGAAUUGCAUGCGUUAUAUCAACAAACCGGAAGGAAGGAAGAAAUCAAAACUGCUUUGCACCGCUUUUUCCAUGGUAUGUCGGAGAACAAAAAAAGCGAGUUAAUCAGAGAAUUCUUCGAUUACAAAAAAGAUUUGCGAAGACGCCCUCGACAAGUAUCUUCUGACAACAUUGACACUGUAUUUCAAAAAGUAACACCUGAACCGUUGAAAAGUGACUGGCUCAAAUGGCAGAGUGAUAGAAAUAGACUUGUGGUUUCACGCAUGAAGCAAAAUGGAGCUGAUGCUUGGGAGGUAAUGAACAUUAUUGGAGAUCAAUUCUAUCACCUGAGAAAAAACUUGAGGAAAAGAUAUGAAACACAACUGACCGACUACUGUCAAAAGAACAUUAGACAGCUUCUCGGAGAAGACAACAUGAGCAUUCUGAAAAGUCUAUAUAUGGACAACGUUCCAGUGGAUCAAAUCGAGACUCGUUAUCAGGAGAUAGUUGGAGAUCUACCCAAUGAACUCGAUCGUCAAGUAGCUGAUCGUUACGGAGCUUUUUGCCGGAAGAUAUUCCGCGUUGUUCAGUUCAAGCCCGCAGACUUGACAAGUUGGUUGAGCCCAACUCAAAAGAUGAGGUUGGGAGAGAUGAUUCAAGAUCAAAAUUUCGGAGAUAUGCAGGUAUACGAUAAGGUUUACGAAUUCUAUCGUAGUGCCAAGGGAGAGCAGAAAGAGGAUGCUCGGGAAACCAUUGACACAGGAUGUAGACAUUUCAUAGCUCAUAUGUUUGGUGAUGAUACUGCCGAGGAGUUUGAAGAUUUACGGUUAGCUGGAAACUACAGCACUCAAAGAUUAGCAGCACGUCUAGUAAAGCAUGCGAAGGAAAUCAGCAGCGAGCGACUCAGAACAAGGGCAGAACAAUCAUUACCAAUCUGCGUCCGUAUUUAUCUGAAUUAUGAUGGUUCUUGCCGUUGCUAUGAUCAUUCUGAUGUCUGUGAUCCCGUCACAUUUGCUUGUACGAACUGCACCGGCAACACCCACGGAAUACAAUGCCACAAAUGCUCGGAAGGAUUCACAGGAAAUCCAUUUAUCGCUCAGUGUACCGCCAUUGAGAACUCAGACGUUGAGGGAGAGAAAGAUGUACCUCUUUGCAAUUGUAACGGCCAUUCAACAGAAUGUGAUGGCGGUGUUUGUUUGAACUGUCUCCAUAACACUGAGGGUGAUAACUGUGAAAGAUGUUCCUCAGGAUUCUAUGGUUCACCCCUCGACGGAACAACUGAGGAUUGUACAGCUUGCCCAUGCCCGAAUGAAGGAGAAUGUUUUGUGAACGAAGUAGAUUUAGUACAGUGUAAAACUUGUCCGACGGGCAAAAAAGGAAUAACCUGUGAGCUAACUGACGGCAAAGACGAUGAAACAAAGGAAGAACCUCCAGAGAAGGAGAAACAGAAGCGGUGGAGAAGAUCAAAAAAUUUAUUUGUUAUGGAUUUCGUUUAG